This is a messenger RNA of Lepisosteus oculatus (spotted gar), 2253 nucleotides long. The record is from RefSeq and is a predicted model, not a curated record. Lineage: Eukaryota; Metazoa; Chordata; Actinopteri; Semionotiformes; Lepisosteidae.
AUGUACAUGUACACAGAAAGCCAGAGGAGUGAGCUAGGCAGCUCGUGCAAGUCAUCCAUCAGGCAUAUAAUCGGGUGUACACACAGCAUUCCAAUCGACUCACGCCUUGGCCUCCUUUGUCCAGGUUUCCGAGUGGCCGUGAUCUCCAGGGAUGGCAACAGACUGGAAAAGCUGAAGAACUUCAUCAGCCCUUCCACCAAAGACAACCUCUAUACUCUGGUGGGAGAUGUAGGGACUGAGGAGGGAGCUGAAACAGCCAAGAACAACCUGCUGAAGAGUGUGGGCAAGGUGACGGACAUCGUGUCCUCGCUGGGCUUCAGCUGGUGGCAGGGCGGCCCUCCCCAUACACAGCCACUGAAGGAGCUGCACCGGGUACUGGAAACAUUAGUGCUGAGCACAUUCACAUCCUGGAAAGCAUUUUUCCCCUUGGUAAAGGAUAGUCCCAGCGGAACAUACACCUUCAUCACAGGUGGCGCGGGGGAGAGGCUGCUGAUGCCCGGGACGGGGUUCCUGACCCUGGGGGCAGCGGCCACGCUGGCGUUCUGCCAGGUGGUGAGGGAGGAGUACCCAGAAGUGCCAUGCAAGCUGAACGAGGUGAAGGUCAACACAGGAGUGGCCACCCCAGACCGCAUGGGACCUGGGUACAUCAACCAUCUGGACCUGGGGGAAGCUGUGGCUUCACUGGUGGAGAAGAGAAACUCUUCGCACAAAGUCUUCAGUGUCAACACCCCCGCGGAUCUGAAGACCGUCAUCCUGGAGGGCAAGGCCUAGGAACCCCGCUGGGGUACAGCUUCGAGAACCUGAGCAUGACGCGAUCCCACAUCCAUCCCGAAUCCCGAGGGGUUUGCAUUUUCCCUUUUGUUUUUGACAGAUCUACCCGCCAUGAUCAAUCAGUGCAUUAAGACGUCCCCACUUCCACAUUAAGAAGCAUUCUGCAUGUCCCGAACCCCAAGAGUCAGGAUGAGCUCAGUGUUCAAUGCCUGUAGACCUUUGAUGUGAUUUCCAAUUAAUUAUAGAAUUGCCACUUUUCAUGAAAAAAAAAUGUAUGGGAAAGUCUGUGCUGGGCUAAAGAACUAAAAGAAUGUUUCAGGAAUCUGCAUGAGUGAAGCUGUCUGAUACAGGAUCAGGGGUGAGCAGAAAGCACACUUGUCUGUGAUAUAACAAUCCUUACAGUGCAGGCCAGGGAAUAUUUAAAAAAGGUUAGACUUAGCUGAAAAGGAAAUUUGACAGCCAAGAUCACCAUUCACUCUGCUGAGAAUCCAUCCCUUGCAUCUACCACUGUAGAAAUGUGUGUAUCAACCUCAAAGAGAAAAGCAGAUCAGUCACCAUUGUUCUAAACAUUACACAGUGCUCUGUCUGAUAAUGCACGAUCCUUCCCCAUAUAAAAGAACAGUAUUACCCUGUACUUUAUCUGGGUGCAUAGUAGAUUUGAUUUUUUUUUAUUCUUGUCAGACAAAAUAAUUACUUCACUUAAUGCUUUUUAAAUAAGUGUAUCUAGAUUCAUGUUUUCAUUUUUUCUCCUGCCAAAGGUGUACUGUCAGUUGUCAGAUGGAAAAAUGUUGAUUUUGUUUCUCAAUCACAGUAGUAACUCAUACGUGCUGAGCGGCAGCUGAAGACCAUUGGAAUGAAGCACACUUAUUAAACGUUUGCUCCUUUGCUAAGAUUUACUCCUCUUGUUUUUGGAAUUGGGCACAGGCUCUCAGCUAUUGAAGCUGUACAAAGAGCAGAAUGAGGACUAGGAACACAAAUGAUACUGCACUAACAUGCCUGUAUGGUUACUGUCACAGUAUGUAUCAGGCGUUUUUUUUUGCCAGACAGAAAAGCUGGAGCAUGUCUAAUGCUAAAGUGUAAUACGCAGAAACUUGUCCAGUUAAGUGUUUCAAUAAGUGAUUCUAGAAUUAUACCAUCUUGCACACAGGUCAGUAGCAAUACACAUUAAAGGCAAUCAUCAGUAAUCUGUGGUGAUUGUAUCCAUAUCCUGUACUGUCCAAAACAAAGCAUUUUCAUUUUCUAAAGCGUAUGGCAUGAAGGAGUAAUUUUCAUUUAUUUACCAGUUUCUAUUCAGAAUCGUGUUAAAGUGCUGAACUGAAGAAGCUAACAGGGACUCACAAUACACAUAUUAAUUUAAUACUGUGAAACUUAGUUUGAUAAGGAGACACAAUUUGCACUAACACUGUCCUCUUGUUAGCACAUAAGCCUCAUGCUUUGUUAUUUUUAAAAUUUGUUCAUAUAAAGGAAUUCCAGUCAAACCAU